AUGCCACGCGAUCCAAUUCGACAUGUCGGUGAUCUAGGCAAUAUUGAAACGAAUGCCGGUGGAGGCGCCUACAUUGCACAACGGGAUGAUGUCAUUUCGAUUGGAUUCGAUGUGACUCGAAAUGUUAUCGGUUUACCUAUCAUGAUUCACAAUUUGACUGAUGACGGUGGGCAUACAGGCAAGGGUGAAAGCAACACAACUGGAAAUGCCGGUGCUCGCAUAGCAUGUGGAACAAUACGCCGCGGUUGA
Didymodactylos carnosus is the source of this 249-nucleotide messenger RNA. Lineage: Eukaryota; Metazoa; Rotifera; Eurotatoria; Philodinida; Philodinidae. The record is from the annotation of a GenBank genome assembly.